AUUUUGUCUUUGGCCAAUGGUUCAAUUGUGUCGUCUGAAGUGAGCGAUGUCUGUUUGUUUUUACUGUCAGUGCCAUUUGAUGUGUUGACAAGUUCUUUUAAAUAUUCGUCAUUUUUCUGUGUCGUCACAGUAAAACAUGUUGCACGGACUUUACGAGGUCGGAGCAGCAUAUAUUUCGAGCUUACAAAAUGGGUUGAAGCCACUGGAAAGCGUAUUACUGAAAAUUUCAUCAGCAUCCGAUCCAGCAACAGUUGUAUCAACUGUUUUCCCCCUUGUUGUUGCAUUUGACCCACAACUAUCGGCUGAAGUGCUAAUUGUGUCAACAACUGCAGAAUGGUUAAAUACCCUGUUAAAGUGGCUGUUUAUGGAGCAUCGCCCAUAUUGGUGGGUGCGGGAACAGCAGUCGCACAUAAUGCUACAACAAACACACAUGACCUGCGAAACUGGCCCAGGUUCCCCCUCAGGACAUGUCAUGGGCACUACAGCUGUGCUGUAUAUCUUUCUGUGUUGGUUUAUUAAUACUGUACUGUUGCCAAGUACAGGAAAAAGUGCUGUAAGGAAAAUGCUGCUGAUAAUUCUCUCAUUGACUGCCUUUAUGGGGACUGUUGCAUUGGUUGCUGUAUCAAGAAUGUACAUAGCUGCUCAUUUUCCACACCAGUGUAUUCUAGGCUUUAUAUGUGGUGUAGCUGUUAGCUGGCUGGUAAAAAAACUGAAUUGGUGGAGGACAGCAGGCAGGCUUAAAUUAACGAUUGCUGCUGCUUGUCUUACGGCAGUUUCUGUUGUUUCUUAUUGGCUACAGAAAAUUGCAGGUGUGGACCCUCAAUGGUCUGUUUAUCUUGCUCUGAAGUGGUGCUUCCAAGAGGAAAAUGUUAACAUAACAACCACACCCCUAUUUUCUCUUGUCAGAGUGGCUGGCACUACAUUUGGGGUAGCUCUAUCUGCACCAGUUUUUAGAUUAAGGAAGAGCCAAAGACCAGUGAAAGCAUUUCUGGCAUCAUAUGUUGCUGCUCUGUUGAUUGCAGGUGCCUCUGAAACUGUUACAACAUCUAAUGUGUUUAUAUUUUACCCACUACAGUUUCUUCUGUUUACGCUUCAACCAUGGUUGCUGUUUAAAAUAAUACCGGAGGUGAUGUGAAGUUGAAGCUUUGGUUAUUGUUGCUGUUGCUUAUAUGAAGCAACCUAAUGUGUUGAAACAACUGAAAAUCAUUUGGAUUGCUGAGAUGCAGAAAUACCAUGAAGAUUGUUAGAGACUGCUUCCAUAUACGUAUUUGUUUCCAAGACAAAGGCAUAUUAGUUUGUCAGCAUGUUGUAUAAAUGUGAGCCUCAGAAUUCAUUCAAUUGUUGUAUUUGCUGUUCAUGUAUUUAUAGUGUAUUGCAUCUGUAUAAAUAUGAUAUAGAAUAAUUUCAAGUUACAUAAUAUUGAAAGAUGAAACAUGCACUUAUUUUAUGCACUAAAUCCACAGAGUGCAAUCAUCGCAUAAUUAUGAUCAUUAAUUUGUGAAUGUUUUGCAUUAGUUGUACAUUUUUGGUAAUAUUGUUUCUGUUUGAUUUUGCCAUAAGAUGUGGUUGAUCUGUGUGACUUAAUGUGUGAAAAAUAUGUGCUACUUAUCAGAUGAUAAUGUGACUUUGGGGCAAAACUCGUGUCAAAUUUUUGAGUUGAAAUGUUUUAUUCUGUGAUGUAGUUGUCAGAUCUUAUAAUUGUAAAGUCAAGGUUUAAAACUGUUUAAUGUCUGUUGUUUCAUCCUUCAGUGACUAUUCUGCUGAAAUUUUAUCACUCGUGAUAUCUUGGUACUUAAUCUCAAAUUUCCUGUGUAGAGUGACUUGAUUGGAGACAUGAUAUACAGUUUCAAUACGAUGAACCAAACAGAUCACUGUUUCAUUUGUCGACCUGCUUCCUGCUUCUGUGUGUGUUUUCUUUCCAUUUUUUACCUGAUAUCUCCCCAUGUGAAAUUAUAAACACUACUAAAUGUAACCAGUCAUUUAUUAUAACUAAACACAGAACCCUAUAGUAAAUUCAGAAUAAAAAAUACAGUAAUUGGGUUACUUUGUGUGGCUGACUGUAUCUGUGUAGUGCAUAAAGAGUCAAAUGUAAAUAUGUAGCCUUUAUUGUCAGUAAUUUAUUUAUUUACUUCUUCCAGCACACAUUGUGGUAUAGACCAGAACCCUUGUCCCAGAUAUCUGUUUUACAGUAAUUUUGCACUUGAACAGCUUUACCUGUGUGCAUGAUCAGCAUUCUUGGGAUAAAAUAUUCAGGGUAUUCAGAAAUUCCCAUUACAGACUUCUAGGACUUAUACAGAGAAUGAGUACCUAACAUUUCGAAUAAGAACCCAUGUGUGGACAUGUCAUCCAGCCAUCCUACAGAGCAUCAAAGUUAUAGGCACCAGCACCUGUAAAUGUAUGUAUAUACAGAAUGAUUCUGUGAUGAUGUUACAAACUUUAUAGGGUGACAGAGGAGGAUAAAUGUGUUGAGGUAUUGGUCCCUGUAUCAGAAACAAAUGAGUCGAAAGUUACAACCGAAAACCGUUCUGAUGUCUCUGACAGUGGAAUACGUGUACUGGUACUGUUGUCAAUAUUGUAGGGUAGGCAACUUUCAGAGGUGGUAUUAUGGACUAAAACAGGAAAAAAGCCUUUAAACAUGAGCCUUAAGAACUAUGAGCACUCGUUCAAUAGAGGAGAUGUGUUUCACACUAGCUAAGAUGAACAAGUGCUCAUAGCUCCUAAGGUAUGCAUUUAGAGCCCAUGUUUACUGGACAUUUUUUCUUUCUUUUGGUCCAUACUACCACCUCUGAAAGUUGCCUAUCCUACAAUCUUAGCAGCAACAGUACCAGUACAUGUAUUCCACUGUCAGAGGUAGCAGAAUGGUUUUUGCUUAUGAUUUUUGACUUGUUUGUUUCCGGUACUGGCGCCAUGACCUCAAACUGAUACAAACUUUCUAGGAUGACAGAGAGAGAUAAAUGUAUCAUCACCAUGGAAUCAUCCUGUAUAUACAUACAUUUUCAGGCACCGGCACCUACAAUGUUGAUGCUCUGUAGCAUCAUUAGUUGAUGUUUCUGGACACAAGCUCCUGUUCAGGAUAUCAUGUACUCACUCUCCUCUAAAAGUCUUAGAGGUUUGUACUACGAAUUUCAGAACACUCAUUAUAAUGGGAAAUAGUUCAAAACCCAAGUAUAAAUUCUAACUAAAGAUCCUAAUCAGCCACAGCAAACUACACAUGCUACUACAUAGUUAACAAGUGCAUAUGCACAAGUCAAUUAAGUACACUGAAAUUUGCUGCUACCCCCAUAUGCUAAAAGUCUACAAUAACAAUCUGAGUGUACACUUCGUCCAUUCAGGUGGUAUUUUACACAAAGCAUCAUCUACAAAACACACAAACUCAUCACAUCAUAUUGGUUUAGAGGUGCAAGUGUACCACUACUACCACUGAACAAAUAUUGAUCAUGAACUGAACUAGCAUGCACAGAUGUACUGGGUACUGUCUGCUGUAGUAGUGUCUCAUCAGGUGUUUCUGAAUCGAAGUCACUUUCACUAGCCUCAACAUCCAUAUUGUGAAACCUUUCAGAAAUGUCACUGAAAUUAUCAUCACUUUCUAAAACCAGCUGCUCUAUCUCCAAAUUUGAUAACUUCUUUUCACCAUUCCAAAAAAAAAAAAAAAAAUCCCCUCACUAAUACAGUGGUAAACACAGAUGAAAAGGUGUGCUUUUUUGUGGUUGUUUCACUGGACACAUACUGUCGACGUGCACUCGAGUGGAAAAUGUUGUAAAUAACACAGAAUAUGCUGUGUUGCCUGAAUAGAGCUGCCAUCUAGUGGAUGAAGCUCAACUAAUACCACAGUUUCAAUGGCAUGCAGAUAACUUAUCAUUCCCACUAGCUACUAACCACAGAACGCGGCAGCCAGAUGUAUCCAUCGAACCCAUUGUGAAUUAGCAGAGCAGGGACGGAUAUAUCUGCCAUGCCUACUUAAAGGGUUAAGCACAUUUAAGAUAUUUGUAUGAUUGUCAUAGUCACCUGAGGAUAGGCAAGUAGACACAUGUAAAUCAUUUAUCACUUCUCUCUCCUUCAUUUAAAAAAGUUUAUGGUUAUGUGUUAAACUAUUAUGAAAGACUGACAGCAACUGGAGUAAGUUGUGAAGAUCGUAAAUAUGCAGCUAUAAUUUCGCAAGCAGUAAGUUAUAAAUUCCUGAAGUGUACUUAGCAGUCUACAAGAUUUUGAAUGGAAGCAUAUUUACAGCAUGUUUAACUCUUAUUAUUGCUCCUGUUUUGUAAGCUGAAUUAUUACUGUGUAAUCCCAAAUGUUUAAGAUUGUAUUUAAUAUAAAUGAAUCACAGUAAUUAUUGUAAUUUUAAAGGAGGUCACUUUAUUUAUAUGCAACUACAAAGAAAUUAACAGUUACUGAGAUAUGAAAUGUCUGAAGCAAUGUAGUCAUUCUUGGGAGUGGUAUGUUCAGGAUUGAUUAUUUGGGUACAUGAGUGAGGAAAAGUAACAAUAAUAGGCUUCAGACACUAUUAUGAAUUAGGUACCAAUAUAUAAUUUGUUUUUCUGUUAAUGGAGCCAUAAUAAAGAGCUGUUUAUUGUGUAUUCUACCAGCAGCCUCUUAAUGUUACUUGUUAUCUCUCUCAACUGAAUAGCUACAUUUUACCAAAAAUAUUAUUUUUGUCACUAUUCUCUUUAGGUGUUUUAAAAUGUUGUUCUGUUGUGUGAAGAACUUGAUCAUAUAUAUUUGAUAGACUUUCUUUAGGUGGCCAUGCAUUUGGUGAUGUUCUUGAAGCUGAUAAAUGAGUGACAUUUUCUUCAGCAGGUACUGGUGUUUCAGUAUCUUGUUGCACCAAUUGCAAAAUUUUGUAUGAAAUAGUAGACUGCUUUUAUGUGGCACUAAUGCUGUAGAAAUUUGAGUAGCUUCCUGAUUUGAGUUCCUAAAAUGAAAAACAGGUUUUUAAGGAAACGUUUGCUAUACCAGUUUCUGCAGACAGAACAUUACUGGAAGUCUGUUGCAGGCGACCUUGAGUAGAUAUGGAAUUUUUACAGUUAGAAACAUACACAACAUGUUUCUACAUGUUAUUUCAGAUACAAAAUACCAAUUUAUUGAGUUUGAUUUUGGUGCAACUAAUAGAGUAUCUAAUUUUAGAGGAAUAGGGGCUCUAUAAAAUAUGGUAUUUUAUUUUUAAAAAAUUAUGCAGAUACCCUCAUUAAGAAUUCGUAAAGGUGCUGAAGCCAUAAACACUCUAUGAAAUCUUCUAUAUUUGUUUACAAGAGAUGAUACUUUUCCCCUAAGUACUAAUGUGCUGAAACCAUACAGAUAGUGUGGUUUAAAUAACAUGGAAGAAAAGUAAAACUACCGUCACAAUGAUUCUGUAGUAAAAUCAAAUUUUUCACUGCAUAACUAUUUAGUGUCCACACUAGAUCAAACUUAUCCUCCAUAUGAGUUUGUUGAGUCUCAAAAUGGAAGCUGGAUUUGUCAGUAUUGGUACAGUGAUGGAUUAAUCAAAUAUGGUGCCUCUGGAGAGUUUGUUUCGGUAAUGUAGCAUUAAAGUUGAAACAACUGUGAGGUAAAUUUACAAAGUAUUUUGUAAAUGCCCUAGCAGUAUAAUUUUUUACACUGAAGUAUUUAAAGAAAUUAAUUAAAUAAAACAUUAAUAGUAUUUAUGUCUGUUUCAUUUAGAUUAGAAGGUGUGCUCUGUAGAAUAUCCUGACCAGUUAAAGAAUCAAAAAGUUUAUUUUACCAUAGACUUGGUACAUAUACUUAAUCUGCACAAGAGCUUGAGCUUUAAAUUUCAGUAUUUUUUGUCUGUGACAUUAGUUUUCAGGCUAUUAACCUUCUUCUCUACUGUCUCACGAAGUGCAGUCAGUUCAUUUUCUGGCAAUAUUUCAAGUAAUCACUUCUCAAGACAUUCAGUUGUUAACAUGUACACUCACAUUCAGUAAUCAUAAAUACUUUUUGGUGAUUGUGACAAGUUUGUAGAAGUCUCUGCUACCCAUGUUCAUUGUUUCCAUGUGCAGGUGCAGCAUGCACAAGUGUAGAGAAGGAAAUUUGUUCAUGUCUCAAAUAAGAACAUGUUAAAUAUUUGCACAGUUUUAACCUUAUACAGAAUUGUACAUGGGUGCACAAGUGACUUGCGUGUUUAUACUUGUCAAGUAUGCUGUGACAGGUGUAGCCAUCCUAAGGUAAUACUGCAAAAGAAUUGUAGCACAGCCUUUUUAGACAUAAGAAGCACUGUGAAGGAAAUUAUUGUGAAUAAUUAUGAUUUCAACCUCCAGUGAUAUUUCUCACAUAGGCCUGUGACAAAUGAAUUUAUGGGUGAAAAUCAUUUCGUAAUGUAGCACACAGAUUAAUCCCUGAAAAAAAGAUUUGGCUAAGAGCAUACCUAUCAGUUAAUUAAUUCUGAAGAUAAUACUCAAAUGUGACUUGAGGUACAAAAGCCCAUUGGUGCUUGAGAGGAUUAUAUUGAUAUUCUUUGUUACGGUCAUUUAUAAAUUCGUUUAUGAAAACUGAUCUAAAUGUCUAUCAAAUUGGUAGCAAUAAUUUGAUCAUAUUAAAUAAUUUUGUUGUUCAAGAGAUGUAAUGGAAAGACGCUGAAGUACAGAUAUGAAUGAAAAUAAAUAAGACUAAUAUAAAAUGGUAAACAACAGAGGAAAAUUUACUAGUGUAGGUUGGUGCUGAAACUGUGAGGUUUUGAGGGGAAAUAACGAAACAGCUGAAAUCUUUGUACAUGCAAGUAUAGUUAACCUCAUGGAGCACACAGACAGACUAUAAAUCAGUAUGCCUCAUCAUUUUUGUGAGUUCUAUGUUUGAGACAUCAAGAUGACUAAAAGUUUAAUGUUACUAGAGGUGAACAGAAUAGUCUUUGAUUGUAGGCAGUUGUAGACUAAAAUGUAUGGAAGUUGGAACACAGUUGUUAAAAAUAGUAACAAGUGGUAUCAGGUUUGUGUUUAGUGUAUGGUAUUUAAUGUGAGUUAGACCCAUGAUCGUACAUUGUGUAUGUGGAAGCUGCUAAAUCUCACCAUUUCUUUAACUUUGUUCAACCAUCACCCCCCCCCCCCCCACACACACACACACACACACUUCUUUCUUUUUUCCCCCCACUUUCAACCCCAGCCUUAGAACUGAAGUGAAUUUUUUUAAUGUAGAGGAAAAAAGCCUGUAGUAAGGCACAAAAAUGCAAAAUGAUAACAGGAAAUUUAGCAAAACAUUAACACAGUGUCAGUUGUGUUGUCAGAAAAGAUUGUUUCUUUUCUUUUGUAUUUCAGUAAUUAUUUUUUUCUGUUCUACCCUGAGAAGGUGAAGCAUAUCUCCUUAUAUAUUGUGUAAAUAAAUUUUUCUGGAUGAUCCUAGCAUUUGUCUUAAAUGUUAUUGAUAACUUUCAGCUGCUUUGCUGUUGUCUCAGUGUUGAGAUCCUGAGCUGUGUGUAUCCAUUUAAAGUUUGAAAGCAAUGUCCGUAGCAAAAAUAUGUCAUUAAUUGUGGCUACUACUGAAGCCAUUCUUGAGUUUUCUUAGUCUAUUUUAAUAUCCUUCAUUAUAUUUGGAAAAAAGCAGUAUUAGUAAUACCAAAGAGUAAUGAAUUAUAUUUAUCAAGUUCCUGGAACUAUUUUUGUGGCUAUGAAUAGCAGUAAAGGAAUGAAAAUACAUGGUCUCUCUCUCUCUCUCUCUCUCUCUCUCUCUCUCUCUCUCUCUCUCUCUGUGUGUGUGUGUGUGUGUGUGUGUGUGUGUGUGUGUGUGUGUGUGUGUGCACGCGCGCAAGAGAGAGAGAGAGAGAGAGAGAGAGAGAGAGAUGUCAUUUGCUGACCUUGUCAAAGGUGGUUUAGCUACGUUAUUUAAUGUAGUUCAGAGUAUUCUUUUUCGGGCAGUGUUAAAUAACUAACACACAGUAGUAAUGCCAGUUUCCAGUUGUUUUAAUAUAAUUAAGUUUAUGUCAUCGGACUGAUGGUAAAAUGCAAUGUUUUUAUUUCAGUACAAGCGGCAAAUUUCUAAUGACUUUCUAUUGAAUAUGCUGUAAUAAAAGUUAUGAAACUGUUUUCAAUUGUUGUAUAUAUGUUCAGAAUACAUUUAAAAUUAAUUUUAUUACAGAAUUAUUAUGUGAUAUCAGAAAAUGUUUUCU
Molecule: messenger RNA, 8089 nt
Organism: Schistocerca nitens (vagrant locust)
Lineage: Eukaryota; Metazoa; Arthropoda; Insecta; Orthoptera; Acrididae
Gene: G6P
Product: glucose-6-phosphatase catalytic subunit 1
Exons: 7
Coding region: 137-1135 (332 amino acids)
Biological process (GO): gluconeogenesis; glucose 6-phosphate metabolic process
Cellular component (GO): membrane
Molecular function (GO): glucose-6-phosphatase activity
Source: RefSeq, a predicted model, not a curated record